This is a messenger RNA of Hyalella azteca, 3119 nucleotides long. Its product is annotated as xenotropic and polytropic retrovirus receptor 1-like. Gene Ontology annotation, biological process: phosphate ion transport; cellular response to phosphate starvation. Lineage: Eukaryota; Metazoa; Arthropoda; Malacostraca; Amphipoda; Hyalellidae. The record is from RefSeq and is a predicted model, not a curated record. Bases 172 to 2550 code for a protein of 792 amino acids. Gene Ontology annotation, cellular component: plasma membrane; Golgi apparatus; cytoplasm. Gene Ontology annotation, molecular function: inositol hexakisphosphate binding. The transcript is spliced from 13 exons.
AUUAUUCGAAAUCAAUUUUGUAUCAAUUAGACUUUCCAAGCCUGGAAAAUUUAAAACUGAUCUUUUUUCUAGGCUCUGAAGUUUAGGCUGUAAAUCAUGCUAUAAAGUUUAAACAUCAAUUACAUAUAUUCUAAUUAGGUGUUUCAAAUCAAGGCUUGCCAGGUAGCAACCAUGAAGUUUGCUGAGCAUUUGGCAGCACACAUCACGCCUGAGUGGCGAAAGCAAUACAUCAGCUAUGAAGAAAUGAAGGCAAUGCUGUAUGCGGCUGUAGAGCAGGCACCCUCGUCAGAAGUAACAGAGCAGGACAUAAUCAACCGGUACUAUGCACGCUUUGAUGAGCAGUUCUUCAGAGUUUGUGACAAAGAACUGGCUAAAAUCAACACAUUCUUUUCUGAAAAAAUGGCUGAGGCUACACGAAAAUUCAACACAUUAAACUCGGAGCUGCAAGCCUCCAAAGAACAGCAUGGAGAAGGACUCAUAAGGAGAAAACCCUUCGAUUUUUUCCCGCGCAUCAACGUCCCAGCAAGGAAAAUGCAGGACCUCAAGUUAGCGUUUUCUGAGUUCUACCUCAGUCUUAUCCUUCUGCAGAAUUACCAGAAUCUCAACUUUACAGGCUUCAGGAAAAUUCUAAAGAAGCAUGAUAAGUUGUUGUCUACACACGUCGGAAGCGCCUGGCGGGAGGAAAACGUUGACAGCAGCAACUUCGUCAUCAACAAAGAUAUUGACAAACUCAUCGGCGAGGUGGAAGGAACGUUCACGUCUGAGCUGGAGUCCGGCGACCGCGGCAAGGCGAUGAAGAGGCUGCGGGUGCCGCCCCUGGGGGAGGCACAGAGCCCUUGGACCACCUUCAAAGUGGGGCUCUUCUCGGGUGCCUUCAUCGUCCUCCUUGUCGCCGUCCUACUGUCUGGUAUCCUGGACAGCUCGCAGCCGAACGUGUGGGUGGCCGUGCGUCUGUUCAGAGGCCCUCUGCUCAUCAUCAUCUUCUUGUUCCUGAUCGGCAUCAAUAUUUACGGAUGGCGGUCGUCGGGAGUCAACCACGUACUUAUUUUCGAGAUUGAUCCAAGAAACCACCUGACUGAACAACAUCUCAUCGAGAUCGCUGCGAUAUUCGGCGUUAUAUGGGCACUUAGUUUACUUGGAUUCCUGUACGCUGACGACCUGAGUAUCCCGCCGUAUAGCGUGCCCAUCUCGCUGGUGUUUUUCAUGAUGGCCUUCUUGUUCAACCCAUCGCACACCUUCCACCACGAGGCCCGCUUCUGGCUCAUCAGGAAACUGGGCCGUGUUAUUGUGGCACCUUUUGCGUUCGUUCAGUUCGCUGACUUCUGGCUGGGGGACCAAUUGAACACUCUAGUAUUUGCCCUGAAAGAUUUUGAGUACACCUUCUGCUUUUACACCUUCGACAAUAUCGACUGGCGACACGCUGCCUGCGGGGACUCUGAGCAGUGCUCGGACCCAACACGCAUUAUUGCGUCGGUUGUGUCGUGUCUUCCCGCGUGGUUCCGCUUCGCGCAGUGCCUCCGGCGGUACAAGGACACGCGCGAGAAAUUUCCCCACCUCGCCAACGCCUUCAAGUACGCCACCACCUUCUUUGUCGUCAUCUUCGCACAUCUAACCUACACAUACGCUAAUCAAUACUCAAGCAAGACGGCGAACCCAUUCUUCUACAUGCUGGUUGUGUCGCGCAUCUUUAGCUCCUGCUUCGUGCUCUGGUGGGACCUGCGCAUGGACUGGGGCGUCUUCGAGAGUAACUGCGGCGACUACAAGUUCCUCAGGGAGGAAAUUGUCUACUCAAGUCCAUANCAUCUAGAUGUGUAUAAGAGACAGGGUCUGUACUCCCUCGUUCCUCUCGACGUCUUCAGGUCUGUACUCCCUCGUUCCCCUCGACGUCUUCAGGUCUGUACUCCCUCGUUCCUCUCGACGUCUUCAGGUCUGUACUCCCUCGUUCCCUUCGACGUCUUCAGGUCUGUACUCCCUCGUUCCUCUCGACGUCUUCAGGUCUGUACUCCCUCGUUCCCUUCGACGUCUUCAGGUCUGUACUCCCUCGUUCCCUUCGACGUCUUCAGGUCUGUACUCCCUCGUUCCCCUCGACGUCUUCAGGUCUGUACUCCCUCGUUCCCCUCGACGUCUUCAGGUCUGUACUCCCUCGUUCCCCUCGACGUCUUCAGACGAUUCGUAUGGAAUUUCUUCCGAUUGGAGAACGAACAUAUCAACAACUGCGGUAAAUUCCGUGCCGUCCGCGACAUUUCUGUUAUCCCUCUUGACGCCUCCGACCAGGCACAGAUCGUGAAGAUGAUGGACGAGGAGGACGGCGUAGUCAACCGCAAGAAGAAGAAGGCGCCGGGCGGCAAGAUGCGUAAGUUUGACCGCUCAGGACCCGAGGGCCGCCCGCUUAUUGGCAGUGAAGCUGACGGUCCUGACGAGGAGAGUAACUACCUCACGGUCACGUCUGUGGAUCUCAGGAACUGGCUUAGGGGCAUUACGCGGGGGGCAGGCCGGGGGGCAGCACAUAGUACUACCAACACUAACCUCACCGGGGUUGUUAACUCGUGAGGGUUAAAGAGACAUUCUUGUGCUGCCAUAUAAGGCUUUUGUUUAGGGAUUCCGUGUAGGACGGCCAUACGUAUAUGCCUCAUGAAACAUGAUAAAAAUUGCUUAUGGCAACUGUAUAGGUCGGCCAUAUAUGACAUAAGAUGCAUGGUAAAAAGAAGCAUUGUGGACUGCAUUAUUGAGCGGCUGCUGUAUCUCACUCGCCUUAUAGGGCUUAUGAAUCCUGGUAGUUAAUUAAAUAAAGCUUUUGAAGCCGACAGUGCCGCAAUGUUCGGAACUUUGAGACUAGUAUGUGUCUUUGCAGCGUUGAUGAAGAUUAGUUUGCUGCAAUACUUGAAUUAUUAAAUAAAAUCUGAAUCAUGUUUAAUUUAUAGAGAUGAUAUAGUUUUCUUUAAUUAAUUGAUUUUUUUUAGGCCGAUAAUCUAUUAAACCAAGCCAUGCUCGAAUACGGCCGAUCUUGUUACAAUAAAAGUGUACCUUUUCGUAUUUCUAAAAUGAAUUAUUGAUUAAAAAUAAAUCAAAGAAAAUCAAUUGAAGUUUGUGGAGUUAAUCGAUAUUUGUUAGUUUGUGGC